This is a messenger RNA of Plasmodium gonderi, 873 nucleotides long. RefSeq names its product variable surface protein. The transcript is spliced from 3 exons. The record is from RefSeq and is a predicted model, not a curated record. Bases 1 to 873 code for a protein of 290 amino acids. Lineage: Eukaryota; Apicomplexa; Aconoidasida; Haemosporida; Plasmodiidae.
AUGAGCACUAUUGGCAUAUUUGAUUUUAAGGGUAUAUAUCCCACAUGCAUGGAUGAGUAUAAUUCUGCUAUAGGAGUGAAUAAUUUAUCUAAGCGUAAUCUUUACAAGAGUAUGUGCAGACAGAUAAGCAAAAAAAUAGCACAUAAGGAGGAUCCUACUUUUACUUUCAUUUGUGAAGAUCUUUGUCUCUAUUUAAGUCACAUAAAAGAAAAAGAUCAAAAUAAUAGAGAAACAUACUGUAAAUAUUUCUUCUAUAAACUAAACGAUGAACUAAUAAAUAAAAAAUAUGCUUGUAUUGAAAAAAGUAAUUGUUACAAUGAAAUGAAAACUAUAUCAAAGGAAAAUGGUAAUAAUAAUCUAUUCGAUAUAUGCCAAAAUUAUUCUCAAAAUAUUCGUGAAAAUAUACUUAGUAUAUUUCAGAAUUUGGAUAAUCUGUAUAAGGAACUAGAAUUAAUUAGAAAUGGAACAUAUACAUGCCUUACCGAUAGUGAAAGUUUUGAUAAGUACAUGCUAUUGUUGCAAGAUUUUAUCAAUAACGAUAGUUUGAAAAACAUUCUGGAAACAGUUAAUGAUCAAUAUAUUCAAUACAAUAUAAAAUUACGUGAUUGCUUAAUUGGCAUUAAAAUUUCACAUUACAUUUUAAAGACAGUUGCAUCAUUGAUUGUAUUUGCAUCUAUAACAUCAUUAAUAAUAUUUAUUUUGUAUAAGUACACACCUUAUGGCUCAUAUGUAUAUCCAAUUGUAAAAAAGUUAAUCAGUCUAUGGAACAGAAGAAAAAAAAAACAAGAUAAAUUAUUUGAAACAUUUGAAAAAGAAUAUAAAAAAUUAACAGAUAAUAAUUAUCAGUUAUUGUAUAAUCUUGCAGAAUGCUAA